AUGGCGGACGAAGACAAGGAAAAGGCGGAGAAGCUCGCUGCCGCGAAGAAAAGGUUCGAACAAUUGAAGAAAGAGCAGCAGAAGAAGACGAAGAAAGGCGGCCCCAAAAGGAAGGACGACAAAGCAUCAGACUCCAAGACGGAAGAGGCGGAAGCAGCAGAGGCUAUACGACCUGCAGAAGACGAAACGGCCGUGGAUACGCACGCAGAAGCCCCUGAGGAAGCCUCUCGUCCACCCGCGGCGCGGCAGCCCUCGAUCUCGGAGCAAUCAAGACAGCGAUCCGAGUCGUUUAGGCAUGGCACUACUGUGCCGACAUCGCCCGCUGCCGGGGACGUGCAAGAUUUGUACCGUAAGCAAGCCGCCCGCAUUGAGGAGUUGGAGAAGGAGAAUCAGACUUUCAAGCAACAGCAAGACGAAAGUGCAGCACGCUUGGCGAAGGCGGAGGAUGAGCUCGAAACUUUCGGAGAAGGCAGCAGUCAACUCGCCGAGCUGAGGAGCAAGAGUCAGGAUGUUGAGCGUUUGGAGACGGAAUUGGCCAAUAUGCAACGACAGCUUGCACAGGCGCAGCAGUCCUCAAAGAGCCAUACUAGGCGAGCAUCAGGAGUCACUCCCGACGUGACCGAGCAGCUGGCCAACAAGACAUCAACCAUCGAGUCGCUUGAAUUGGAAAUCAGCAAUCUUCACAACCAGAUCAACGGCUUGCAGAACACUAUCUCCGAGCGAGAGGCAUCCAUCCAAGAAGUGCAAGAUCGCGCUAGCACUGCGGAAACGGCAACAAAGACCGCCCAGCAAGAACUCGACGCGCUGAAAGUGUCCAUCUCUUUCCCCAGCGACGAAACGAAGGCUGCAAACGAAAACCCUGAAGCUCUUACUAAGCGCAUCACCGUUCUGGAGUCGGAUCUCCGCACCGCCAACACGAAUCUCGAGGCCGCGGCGAAACGAGCAACCGGGCUGGAAGCAAAGAUCGAGGCCUUGACCAAACUGCACCGAGACGCCAACACCACGUCCCAGGCCAAAGACCGUGAACUCACGGAGCUCCGCGCGCAACUCCGUCGCCGCGACCGGGCGAGUAACGUGCGCGAUGUAUCCGACUUCGAGCUUGGAGAAGAGGAGACGGAGACAGGCUCCCUGCAUGCGCGCAUCCGCGCCUUGGAGGCGGAAAACUUCGACCUGCGCCGCAACGAAUGGCGCGAGAAACGCGCAGAGCUGCAGCCGGAGAUGGAAGAGCACAACGGGCACGCGGGACUCUACGAGGAUGUCGAUCUCAACAGUCCAUACGGCGGGUCGCGCAAGGGUAGCGCCCCGCGGCAGCAAGCCCACAGCACCUUUCAAGACGUCAUUACCAGCGGCAUUUCCGCCUUCACUGGACGAGCGCGCGAGGCGGCGGCGGCGUCAGCGAGGGGCUACCCGCCGCGGAAACAGAGUCUGGCGCUGCUGAGCGAAGACGGAGACGACGAGUUUGAUCCCGAGGCAUUCCAGUUGGCGCAGGAGGAGGAGGCGAAGCGGCGGAUCGAAAGGGUGAAGGAGGUGAAGAGGGGUCUGGAGAAGUGGCGCGGUUGGCGGGUGGAUCUCACAGAAGCGCGGCAGAAUGCCGUUGCUGCCGGGCGAGAAUAUGCGCCGGUGUUUGGCGUGUGA
Molecule: messenger RNA, 1635 nt
Organism: Neohortaea acidophila
Lineage: Eukaryota; Fungi; Ascomycota; Dothideomycetes; Mycosphaerellales; Teratosphaeriaceae
Exons: 2
Coding region: 1-1635 (544 amino acids)
Source: RefSeq, a predicted model, not a curated record